Messenger RNA from Helianthus annuus (common sunflower), 1941 nucleotides. RefSeq names its product serine/threonine-protein kinase/endoribonuclease IRE1a. NCBI's taxonomy places the organism in Eukaryota, Viridiplantae, Streptophyta, Magnoliopsida, Asterales, Asteraceae. The record is from RefSeq and is a predicted model, not a curated record. The transcript has 6 exons. Gene Ontology annotation, biological process: intrinsic apoptotic signaling pathway in response to endoplasmic reticulum stress; mRNA processing; IRE1-mediated unfolded protein response. Bases 248 to 1819 code for a protein of 523 amino acids. Gene Ontology annotation, cellular component: IRE1-TRAF2-ASK1 complex. Gene Ontology annotation, molecular function: protein serine/threonine kinase activity; ATP binding; RNA endonuclease activity.
UUUUUUUUUUUUUUUUUUUUUAUGUUUAUGUAAUCAAUCAUUGCACCCACUAACCGAUCUCUUAUAAAUUUAUAAACCACUGUAUUUAGUGGGGGUUGUUGGUAGAAUGUAACCUACAAAGAGUUCUUGUGAGACUUUCUUACAAGUUUUUGGAAACCUUUUUAUUCACACUCACUACCCGAUCCAUUAUAAUAUGGUAGUAAAUUGAGUUUAAUUCCCAAUCUGUUACCAGAUUCAGUCUCAUCCAAUGAAUGUUCACGUUUUUCUUUCCCUUUUCUUUAUCUUGUUUCUGUUUAGAUCUAUUGGCAUCGUUCAAAUAUACAAUCAUAUUCAGACUGUGCUUUGGAUGUUGUUUGGGUCUAAAGACAAUGUUCCAAAACAUGAGGAUGCAGAGCUCUUCUAUCGUGGUACCAUCAAUGAUGCCAACUUCUAUCAUGUUCAUGACGAUAAUCAUGAUGCAUUUACAGAAAGUGAGGACAAUUGGACUUUGUUGGCAUACCUACAAGAUGCAUUUCAACUUGUCGUUGUAGUUGUUGUAGCGCUAGGUCUUUAUAUAGCUUUUCUCAAUGGAAGCGUAACGCAUAGGGAAUGCAGCAAGAAAUGGAAGACCAUAGGUAAACUACGCGUCUCAAGUACAGAAAUUGCAAAGGGGAGUAAUGGCACGGUUGUCUUUGAAGGAAUAUACGAAGGUCGUAAGGUAGCUGCAAAACGCCUUGUCAAGGCCCACCAUGAUGUUGCAAUUCAAGAAAUUCAAAACCUUAUUGCUUCUGACCAACAUUCGAAUAUUGUUCGUUGGUAUGGUUACGAAUAUGAUCAAGACUUUGUUUAUCUUUCAUUGGAGCGUUGUGAUUGCAACAUUUAUGAUCUAAUUUUAAACAAGAUGUACUCGGAGUCUUUUCAGUUGCAUAGGCCAAAUGGCUACCCUUCUUCUGAUUUGUUAAAACUGUUGAGGGACAUAGUUGCUGGCCUUGUACAUUUGCAUGAUUUGGGGAUUAUUCACCGGGAUUUGAAGCCUCGCAACGUGUUGAUAGUUAAAGGAACAAGCCUAUGUGGCAAGCUUGCAGAUAUGGGCAUUAGCAGGCGCCUCGUUGAGGAUAUGACAUCAUUGGGACCACAUGCUCAGGGUUCAGGAAGUUCAGGAUGGCAGGCACCUGAACAACUUUGUCAUGGACGCCAAACACGGGCCGUUGAUUUGUUUAGUUUAGGUUGUGUCAUCUUCUUUUGCAUGACUGGUGGCAGGCAUCCGUUUGGUGACACGCCUUAUGAACGUGACGGAAAUGUGAUCGACAACAACAAAGUGAAUAUGUUCUUGGUAAAAGACGUUCACGAAGCCAUAGAUCUCUUCUCUCAGUUGUUGAAUCCUGAUCCUAAACUCAGGCCAAAGGCAUCAGAGGUGCUACACCAUCCUUUGUUUUGGAAUUCUGAGAUGCGAAUGUCGUUUUUGAAGGAUACGAGUGAUAGGGUAGAACCAGAAGGCCGAAAAGGUGGUUCCGUUGUUCUUACAGCAUUAGAAAGCGGAGGUCGUAUAGUUUUUGGUGGAAAAUGGAAUGUUAAAAUGGAACCUACAUUUAUCUCUAACAUCCAACGACACAGGUGGUACAAAUACACAAGUGUCCGAGACUUGCUUCGCGUAAUUCGGAACACAUUGAAUCAUUACCGAGAAUUUCCCAUGGAAAUUCAGGAAUUGUUGGGGUCUGUACCGGAAGGGUCUGAUGACUAUUUUCGCGGUAAGUUUCCCAAACUGUUGAUGGAGGUGUACAAUGUCAUGUAUCAUCACUGUAAGCAAGAAGCUUGGUUUCGUAAGUACUUGGAAAAUUAAUUAUAUUGUUUGUGUAAUAACUUACGAGUGCAAAUCAAUGUUUUGGGCUUAUUCAUACAGUAUAUAAUGUAAUGCAUGUAUGUAUGUAUAGAAUAUGUAUAUAAUGACUACUUUCACAGUAA